AUUUUGUUUUACGAAAACCAUUUUUGUUUUACUUUAUUAUUUACCAUAUUUUUGUCUGUGCAUAAGUAAGAUGUUAUUUUCAGGGCUUUUUUCAGAGAUAAUGUGAAAACACUCAGAAGGCGGAGCAGAGGCGACAGCGGCUUUUUUGUAUAGUUCGAAUUAGUUUAAAACACAAUACACAAACCGGAGCGGUGGCUAGGCGGCGGCUUAGCAGGAUGGGUCAUAUAGGCGACACAAACAGGCGGCGUGCGCGGCGCGUGGCGAGGGUGAGGCGGUGCAGUGCAGGGUCGGAGGUGUGCGCCGUGAUCGUGGUUUUCCUUAUAGUGUUUCGAGUAAGUUCACACAGAACGGCGGGGUGGCGCGUUGCGAUGCGGAGGCGUGCUACUAGCGGUUUAUUCAGUUAAUGCAUAGCAGUGAACAUAACUCGGAUCGAAGUGCCUUCGUUGGUGGAGUUGGGGACACAGUCUGUGGUGCUGGACUGCGAGUUCAGUGCCGAGGCGACGACACCGGGUGCUGGUCUGGUCAUGAAAUGGUUCUUCAAUGGCUCCGCCAACCUUAUCUACCAGUGGAUUCCGCCGAUGCGACCGCAAGUGAUUGGCCUCCUCAAGGGGAAGGUUGAUCUGAAUUUCAGGAUAUCCGACAUACCAAUACAGGCCUACAGAGCCAUAAAGAUUUUGAAGCCAACCACAGAUUUAAGCGGAAACUAUACUUGUGUUGUUUCCACUUUCCUGAAAGAAGAUCGGCAGACCAGGACAAUGCUUGUUUAUAGCACUGGCAAGAAUUUUCACUUUUAUCAAGAGAAAAAAUAUGUAUUUCUAGUUACUUUCAUAUGCCGCGCAGAAGACUUAUACCCGCGUCCUGAAAUGACAAUAUUAUCAAAAGGAAAGCCUUUGAAGCAAGCCGUGACCGAAAUGAGAAUGGACUCUUGGGGCCUGUACACAGUAGAGAGCAAGGCGGUUGUACACGACGAUGAUGUGGACACGCCGUGGGAAGAAUUCAUGUGCCUCUUAAGCAUUUCAGAAGCUAAUUACACUGUUAAUAAAACUACUAUUUAUUAUCCUGGUUUGAUGCCAACUGCUUAUGUCGGUGCCGUCGGAGUAGAGAAGCCACAGGAGCGCCAAUCCAAUGCAAAUAAUUCUGGAAGAUAUGCGCUGAGCUUACUAAGUGUGGUAUUCUUUAUAUUAAACACUAGAGUCUACUUUUUGAAUGACCUUACUUAAAUGUUAUAUAAUUAAUAAAAAAAUUAAAUGUAAGUUAAAAUAUGAAAAAUGUAUAGAGACUAAUGAAAAUAACAGAAGAUGUGUAUUUAAUUUACUAUGCAAGAAGUCCUUAUGCAUAAAAAGUCCAUUCAGAAUAAGAUUAUAUUUACGUAGUAAAAAAAAUAAAACUUAUUUUGACUAAACAGUAAUUGUGUUGAACGAAACGGUACCUAUCAUUAAACAACAAUUUUAUUUGAACUCAAUUCUACAUCGAAAGAAAGAGAUGAUGUCAAAAGAAGACAGUUGAACGUUUAAAAGUGUUAUUAAUUAACAUUUGCGAUCUAUAAAGGACAAUGGCGAACUGCCAUACAAUUUUUGUUGAAUUUUUUUUUUGCGUCUAUGAAUGAAUUACAUGUUAAAUUAUAGAGUUUAGAUUCUCGAUUUGAUUCGUCUUAUUUCUUUUAUUAUAAAGAAGUCUGGAUUUAUAGAUAUUCUACUUUGAAGUUUUGGAGGUUAUGUCAUCGUAAGUCAUACAAAAACGAAUUUUAAAAGUAUUUUCAAGAGUAUUUUUAUAUCGAAAUAUAAAAUACGUGGAACGGAACUAUAGAAGUAUACCUGUACCGUAGAUUAGUGACGAAAAAAAAUUUUUUUUAAUGUAUGAUCUGCAGGCGUACCGACCGCGUCAAAAUGCUUAAAAGACAAGGGUAACUGAGUUCGAAAACAAUGUCUGUGUUGUAAGAAGUACUUUACAAUUUGAAAAUGCCCACAUCAAUAAUAAAGCAUAAAAAAGGAUUUCUAAUAGUGUUCUAAUGGGAUAUUCAUUAAAUAUGAAACACUUUUAUAUUUUUUUUAUUCCACCUCUUCUUUGAUCGUAAUAUCAUAGAUAGUAGAUAGGCACAAUGAAAUAAAAUCCAUCGAAUGGGACAGAAUCUUGUCCAAAAUCCACAGCAAGAAGUCGUCCAAAAUAGUCUUAGGCAAACACUACUCAACAGUCGCAGGCAAAGAUCUCGAAAGUCCAAAAGCAGUCAAGUCAUAUAAUAUUAGUAUAUAUAUUAGUUAUCCGUGCGGUGACGGAGAAAGAAUACCACUCACCGCCCCAUCACUUCCCGCGGGUGCCGUAAGAAGCGACUAAGGGAUAUCGGAGCUUCCAUCCGCUCUUCUGGUGGUAGGGUGCCUAACACCCGCCUGGUUUGUUACCACCGUAGGCAUGGUGAAAAACCCGUGAAGUGCUUUACGCGCGUUUCGGGGUUUAGCCAGCGUACAACCAGAGCUCUACAAGAUUGCCGCGAUGGAUUCGGUCUAGUGGAGGCAUCCGUCGAACCGAUGCCGGAAGGACUGUAUCGACCCGCCGGCCAGGGAGACCCGUAGAAACGGCUGUCCCGCUGGCCGCCCGUGGCACAGUACAGGAGCCCAAGCAUUCCUAACCAGUUCGCAAGGCUGCCCUAUCAUGUCACGCAUAAUCUCGAGGUGAACCGUCGUGCCGGUUGGUGACCGGGGCGUGGGGUCCCGGCGGCCACUCCCGGGGGGGUGCGGGGGCCCUUCCGUCCGGUGGGUCGGCGUAUCUCUUUUCACGUCUCUCAAUUUUUUCGCAUGAUGCCAGCCCGUAAAACGAAGUUUGGUUGUACAGCGGUGCACACCCCCACGCCUUCCGCGCUAUUUGAGGUUGAGUUCUGUAAUAUACGUGGACUCCACUCUAACCUCAAUGCUGUCCAUCACCAUCUUGAGAUAGCACGGCCAACAUUAUUGUUUCUCACGGAGACACAAAUACUUCCGCCCGCUGACACAGGCUACCUUAAUUAUCCCGGCUACGUGCUUGAAGAAUCCUUCAAAGCAAAAGACGGCGCAUGCCUGUAUGUUCGGGCAGAUGUUUGUUGUCGCCGUUUGAGCUGCCUGAUAGACCCCUUCUUCUCCAUGUUGGCGGUACAUGUAGACUCUGAGAGUCUACGUGUGCCUCUACAGAUCCCACACCGGCGACGCUGAGACAACUCGACUGUUUGACCACCUUAGAAGGGCAGCAGAUGAUGCCCAGGCGCAAUUUCCCAACGCAGAACUGGUGUUUUUGGGGGACUUUAACGCCCACCAUGGUUUGUGGCUGGGCUCCUCCAAAACUGACCAUGCAGGGAUCUCUGCCCAUGCAUUCGCUCUCACAGUUAGCAAAACUCUUUGCGGCUAACUCCCGAAUCAGUGAUUGCAAUGCACUGCCACCUACACUUCCUCAUUGUGGCACUACGAUGCCUGACAUUAAAAUCAGGCAGCAUGAUGUUCGUGUGGAGUUGCAAUCACUCGACGUCCGGAAAGCUAGUGGACCCGAUGGCAUCCCAGCAGUUGUGCUAAAACAUUGUGCAGCGGAGUUGUCUCCCGUGCUUACGCUCCUGUACCAACUGUCUUACUCUUUGGGGCGUGCGCCGGAGGCAUGGAGGGAAGUCAAUGUGCAACCGGUGCCCAAAAAAGGGGACCGCUCAGACCCAGCUAACUAUCGGCCAAUAGCUGUCACUUCAGUGUUGAGUAAAGUUUUAGAAAGGGUCCUUAACAACCAUCUGACCCGCUCCCUAGAAGUUUACUCUCUGAUUCACGAUCAUCAAUACGGAUUUAGGCCGAAUCGAUCGACGGGUGACCUAGCGUACGUGACACACAUCUGAGGUGAAGCUAUAGUCAAGCGGGGAGAGUCUCUGGCUAUUAGCCUUAACAUCGCCAAGGCUUUUGACAGGGUCUGGCACAAAAGCCUUCUCUCCAAGCUUCUUGCAUACGGUCUGCCUGCUCAGCUCUGCGCCUGGGUAGCUGACUUCCUGCGUGAACGUAGGAUUCGUGUCCUUCUCCUCUCUCCAAACGGAUGUAGUUCGCAGUUCAUGUCAGUGAAUGCCGGUGUUCCUCAGGGCUCCAUUCUAUCCCCUACACUCUUUCUACUGCAUAUCAAUGAUUUGAUUCCACUUGCGAAUAUUCCAUGCUAUGCAGACGAAAGUACAGUGCAUGCGAGAUAUUUUGGACAUGCAGCGGCUGGGCAGAUAGAAACCAAGGAGAAACGGGAGAAUCUUGUCGCUGAACUCAAUCAGGCUUUGGACCACAUUUCCGAAUGGGAUACCAGCAACUUGGUUGAGUUCAAUGCCAAGAAAACUCAGGCCUGCGCUUUCACGGCAAAAACAUCGCCAUUCCUUCCCCUUCCCUGUUAACGCAACGUUACCAUGCUCGGUAUGGAAAUUCGCUCAGACCUGAAUCCAAAGGACUAUAUCGAAACCGUGAUCAAAACAGCUUCACGCAAACUCGGAGUCCUGAACAAGGUGCGGCGUUUUUUCACGCCCGAUCAACUGUGCUUGUUGUACAAAACGCAAGUGCGGUCCUGCGUGGAAUAUUGCUCGCUCCUCUGGGAUGACUCCGCUAAGUACUUACUCGAUGCCUUGGAUAGGUUGCAGCGGCGCGCUGUCCGCAUCAUUGGCGAUGAAGAGGUAACCAAGAAACUCGAGUCUCUACAAUUACGCCGAGAUGUGGCAUCAUUAAGCGCAUUUAACGACUAUACCACGGCGAGUGUUCUGAGGAGUUAUUCUCCCUUAUCCCUCCAUCACCUUUUCUUCAGAGGACCACGCGCGCUGACCUACACGAACCACUGUCGUCACUAUUCCUACACGAACAAAGAAAUUUGGUGACUCAUUUCUUUGUCGUACUAUUCGUAAGUUGAAUUCUUUACCCGCGCAAGUGUUCCCUCCUUCCUAUAAUCUGGGGUCCUUUACAAGAGGCGUGAAGAAGCAUUUUUGCACGCCGGCAAGAUGAGGAUGAUUGGUGUAGCAGUUUAUAACUGCUGUACCAGCUAUCUUCGCGUUUGGACUUUAUUACCACUUAACAUCAGGUGUGGUAGAAAAACAUAUCUCAGAAAAAAAAACACACUACGCGGAUUUAAAUCUUUGCAAUACGCAUACAGAAGCAACGAUAAUGAUAACAUUCGAUGACAAUAAUAAUUCAUUAAACGGUGUGGUAAAAAAGGAAGCGGCUCCUAUCUUCAUAUUCCCUUUUCCAAAACUAAUAUAUGUGCACGUCUUUCCAGAAAUUCACUGCCAAUUUGACGUUGAUAUCUCUCAGUACGGGACGCUGGCAGAUGGGCCCCAGAAGGAAGGCACAUUGGCCAAAAAAAAAACAUUGGAUGACAAGUAUGACAGUGACAGUUAUAGUUUUUUGCAUUAGAAUUGGCGCCAUCCUCUUUUUGUAUUGUGGAAAUUAUUUAUUAUGGUUUAAGUAUAAUAUUGAAAAAUAAUGUUUCCCGAUAUUUUUGAUAGAUAGUAAAAUAUAUUUUAAACGUAAAGCGAUGAAAAACAUACGAACAAUAUACUUGAAGUUGAUUUAAUCACUUAAAAUAAAUGGCUCAAAAGCCAUGACGUCAAGCCACAAUAAAGAAAUAGUCAAUUUUGAUCCUUUAUUAUGUUUUUAAUUCCAGACUUAGACAUCCUUCCUCAAUUAUUUAAUACAUCUUUUGAGAUUAUUUUAUUAACAUUUCUGAUAAAGACAUCUAGAUGCUAAAGAUUUACUUCAACAAAUAUUUCGCCAUUGUCCUUUAUUAUGUCAAUGGCCAUCACUCUUGCGUAAUUCUCUAAUUCUAAGAAAAAAAUUUACAGGAGAAUUAUUUACUUAUCGUAUCGUAAUGAGAAUGAAGAGGACAAACUGCUGUCAGAUUUAGUUUGAAAUUUAAGAAUUUCGUGUCAGAAAUAGGUCCAAUAUACAAUAAACAAAAUGCAGCUCCACAUUUCUGCUCGCCUAUUUUUUUUUUAAAUUUGCUUUCUUAUUAUAAUAAUCUCUAUACACUUAUCGGCCGAGACAACACUCCUGAAAAUAAGUAGCAUUGGAUUUUGAAAGUUUAAAUGUGAUUCGAUUUUCGAAAAGGUACUUACUUACCUUCUGAAUUUGGAUACACUCACUCUCUUGUGUGUAAGCAUUGUAUUAUUAAUAACAGUUAGUAAACGAGUUACUCAUUUAUUUAUCCAUUAGCUCGAAUUUAUUUUCCGUUUGAAGAAUAAGAAUCGAAUAACAGUCCACGAACGUCCGUCGUAGGUCCUAGUAGUUGUCGCCUCGUGUCCAGAUUUUUCAACAAACGGGCUAAGAUAGGCUCUGAUGGAAGCCCAAUAUGCGAAAUGUAUAACAUAUUAAGAUUCAAAAAGUUAUGAAUUUAUUUUAUAAAUACUCCUGAUCAACAAUAAAUUAAGCCCGGAUGUAACCGGUUGUUUUUGGUAGUGGUUCAAGUACCUACGCUAAAGAACACUUUUUAUUUUUUGCAUUUGUUCAAUGUUUUUAAUAAUUUUUAGUUUCUAGGACAAGUAGACAAUAUAAAAGCAAGAUACAAUUAAUUGAUACAUUCAAUAAAUAUUAUUAUAUUAUAUCAUAAUAUUAAAAGAGAAACAAAAUGUUGCACGUGUCAGGCGUUAUGUAUUCAUUAGCAUAGGUUUCGUAAGCCUGGCGGGUGCGCGGUCACAGCGGAGACGGAUAGUGUGUGUCGGGUGACGGCGCAGAAGUAUUGUCUGGUUUUAGGUGGCCCUGUUCAGGGCGUAGGUGGGGCCCUGUUCACUUCAGCGAGCUCCAGGGCUGGCAGUCCCACAUACCUUUUUCUUGCUCCCCCAGUGGUUGAAGGAUGCGUAAGACAUUUUCCAGACACAAAACAAAAAAGGUUUCCUAAGACUAAAACAGAUCUCCAAUAGACAGAUAGAGAUUAAAUCUCCGUAGACUACAUGACUACUUUUGUAUGCCAAUGCGGCUGAACACGGUUAUUCAAUUAAUGUUUUAACAUCCACAUUUACGCUGUGAAUCAUAAAUAUAUAAUUUUAUUGAUCGAUUGUGAGUUUUUGUAUUCUCGGUUGGGUAGACUUUAUAUAAAAUGUAUCUAAUAGCAGUAUUUUUGUUGAAUUCAUCAGGCCAUCAAAUUAUAAACAUUACUUGUUUCAAAAUUUUACGAUUUUGGGUCACUCUGCAUCAUAGUGCGCUUCAUGGUUCAUGUUAUGCCUCAAUGUUAAUUUAAUACUGUUACAGUCACAGAUCAUGUAGGUAAUACUGCAAUUCUGUAAACCAAAGAAUGGUUUUGGUUGUUUACCAUGCUGCGAUCGGAAUAAAAUGGUAAAAUAAGACGUCAGCUGCUAAUUUCCCUUAAUAAAAACCUAUUUAGAGACAAGGCAGUCUCGGUAACUUUCUGUCUGUUUCUGGAUCAUCUUACAACUCGACCACAAACUUGCCACUAUAAGCGGGGGCUAAAGCGACGCGCCUAGGGAUGCAGUCUUUUGAAAUAUCGAUAUUUAUAUCGAAGUCAGGAAAAUAUCGAUAUCCGAUAUAUCGACCAUUUUAACUCGAUAUUAUCGAUAUAUCGAUAUUUUUUCUUUUUUUUUUGCUUUGUAUUAAGUUUGCAAAGCAAAAACCUUUAAGGAAGCAAAGGUUUCCGAAAUAUCGAUAUUUAUAAUGUGGGCAGGUAAAUAUCGAUAUUCGAUCCGAUAUAUCAGCCAUUCCAACAUUUCCAACACGAUAUUUUCUAUAUUUUUAUAGCGCUGUAAGAAGUAUCAAAUCAAAAGCAAUUUCGAAUCAAAGAUAUUUAUUUUGUUUAAAAUGUUUGCACGCAGCCAAAAUCAGAAUAGAUAAUCAUAUGAAAAACAAUUGUUAUGUAUUAAUAAAACCUACACAUCAGGGGCGUGCCCAUGGCUUCAGAAUAGGGUAAGCCCAAAGCUUCCAAAAUUACUAUACCUAUCUUACUUUCUUGACUUGGCGAGCUUAAAAAAUUUAUGAUUUGUAUAAGAUUCUUAAUUUUAUUUUGUGUUAUAUUACAAUAAUAUUAAAGGACAUGGUAAAAUUUUGUAUGAAUGAUUGCCCUAGCAAUGUAUAAAUAUUGCACUUAGUAAUAUUUAAUGCUGAAUGGCUGAAUAUUUCUAAUUUCUAUGAAAAAAGGCUCAGGAACUUUUGAUAAAGUCACAAUCUUGAAAAUUAUGAGAUCUCCUAUGACGUCAUAACCUUGCUAUAUUUGAUAUAAGACGUUGCCAAUUAUUUACAGCGCCAUCAAUUUCGCAUUUUCUUAGAAUAUUGCCUCAUAUUUAUCUGAUUAACACUUCACAAAAAGUAUUUUUAAAAGUAAAAAUAAAGACAAAUAUUUUUUUGUAAUCGGCCUGACAGGAAACUGUGAAGUUUUAUUUUGUUCAAUUGCAAAAACAAAGGAUAAAUUAUCAUACAGUCUUCUCUCAAGCCUGAUCAGAAAAAUAAAGUCUAUUAUUUUAGGCCUUCAGUGAUUGGUUAUAAUAAAAUAAGGGCCAAAUAUGUCAUAGUCUUUGGGAGUUUGGAAUUAAUAUUGUUUAUUUCGAUAUACUUACAGAAAUGUCUUUUAUUGUUCAUUUAUUUUUGUAAAACGGAACAUUUUCGUUUUGAAAGAGACAUGAAGUCAAUUUUUAUACUUUUAAAUAUUUGAUUGAUCACGAAAGUUAUAUGAAAGUAAUAAACCCGUAAUAAUUAAUAAAAAAAUAUUAUAAUGUUACGGGCUAGUGCAAAAUAAUUAUACACGUUAAU
Chilo suppressalis (striped riceborer) is the source of this 8708-nucleotide messenger RNA. The record is from the annotation of a GenBank genome assembly. Lineage: Eukaryota; Metazoa; Arthropoda; Insecta; Lepidoptera; Crambidae.